Messenger RNA from Cydia fagiglandana, 12052 nucleotides. Its product is annotated as protogenin-like. The transcript has 25 exons. Bases 99 to 3332 code for a protein of 1077 amino acids. Gene Ontology annotation, biological process: homophilic cell-cell adhesion; axon guidance; dendrite self-avoidance. Lineage: Eukaryota; Metazoa; Arthropoda; Insecta; Lepidoptera; Tortricidae. The record is from RefSeq and is a predicted model, not a curated record. Gene Ontology annotation, molecular function: cell-cell adhesion mediator activity. Gene Ontology annotation, cellular component: plasma membrane; axon.
GUCGCCAGUUAGUGCGCCACACGACGCGGGCUGCGACGCACGUACCACGCAGCCCGCUACGCCGGUAUUUCGAGUGUAGUGCAAAUGCUUGUGUUUAUAUGGCGCUCAUGUUACUACAAGUGCUCGUGUUGGGUGUGUUCGCGGCAGCGGCCGAUGAUGUUCCGCUAACAUGGUAUUGGUCGUCGCGCACGCUCGUGCCGUGCACCCUGCCUGCGCCGGCGCCGCAGUUACGCAAGCCGCCCCCCCUGCGCGGGGAGGACCCCCCCACCCCUUACUCCUGGCGGCGUGAUGGGGUAAACGACACUCACAAAAUCCUGGCCAACGGCACAUUAGACAUACGCAAGCGUGAAGGCGCAGAUGGCGUAUACCAGUGCACCGCCGCGUUGCGCCGCGGCGCGUUGCUGGGCUACCCUGUGCGACUGAAGACUGCCCACCUGGACAAGUUCUCCAAAUACCCUGAAAACACGACGGCCCGGCGCGGACAGCCGGUCGCCAUACCCUGCGUUGUCAGCUCAGCGCCGCCCGCCACCAUCUCCUGGCUGAAGGAUGACCAGGACCUUCCUGCUGACGACAGAACCAAGUUCUCCAAAUACCCUGAAAACACGACGGCCCGGCGCGGACAGCCGGUGGCCCUGCCCUGCGUCGUCAGCUCAGCGCCGCCCGCCACCAUCUCCUGGCUGAAGGAUGACCAGGACCUUCCUGCUGACGACAGAUACUAUAUGCUGAAAGAUCAGCUGCUUAUUACUGAAGUGCGAGACAGUGAUGCUGGUCUAUACAGAUGUAUAGCAACAAACUCAUACGUGAACAAAACUCGGACCAGCCACGGUGGACGGCUGCACGUGGCACCAUCAGAACCUCAAGCCCUGGAGUUCAUGCCCACCUUCGAAGACCACCAGCUACUGGUUCCAGAAGGAGGGGAUGCGGUCCUACCGUGUCCUGUCUCUGGAUGGCCAAGGCCAUCUGAAGUAAUCUGGGACCUGGCGGGAAAACGGGUGUACAGCGGCCCUGUGCUCGUCUUGACUAAUGUAGACGUGUCACAAGACGGCGUUUAUACCUGCCAUGUACCAGGGCAUCAGGAUUUAAAGAAGACAUACAACGUGACAGUGACCAAACCUGUCAACAUCACUCUGCCGCCGGUGUCAAAAGAAGCUAUUCGAGCCAGCACCAUCCGGUUCAACUGCACCGCUACAGGCCGACCGGAGCCUAAUAUCACUUGGUACAAGGACGGAGUACCAUUGGCUCUUACUGAGAAGAUUGGGUUGUGGAAAGCUGCGUUCCUGAAUCCGGGCGACGAGGAACGUAUCGAGCUGGUCAUCAACAGCAUCACGUCUAAAGACGCUGGUGUAUACCAAUGUUUCGCAAGUAACAACGUGUCAAUGGCGUCAGCGUGGGCGACGCUGACGGUCACGGGGCCGCCGGCCAUCGCCGCCCCUCAAGACAUCACCUGCGCCCCGCUGGGAGCUCAGGAGGUGCUCGUGCGGUGGGCCCCGGUUCCUACGGACGUGCUGGCCUAUACUGUACAUACUACGGCUCAAGAACCUGGUGGGACAGGGAUGCCGCUAGGACCUCCCGUGCAAGACCCUCGCGCCGUGGUGAGCGUGCCUAAAGCGCUCACGCCAUACCGCUUUCAAGUUCGGGCAUAUAUUCAAUCUGCCAAGGGUGCUGCCACUGAUUUCUCGGAUUUCGUGGUCUGCCAAGGACAAGGAGUUCCAAUAAACCUGACGAAGGAUGACAAGUCGGUGUUGGUGUCAUGGCAGAAGUUCGCUAAGCAGGCUCCUGGGGUGGUGGAGUGGGUCCUGCAGAGUCGGAUGGCGGACAAGCAUGACGUCAUCACCAAUGUCACUUUGGAUGGGACGGUCACCAACUAUACUUUAGAUAUUCCCGAAUACGGUGACCUUCAAAUCCGCGUGCUGGGGACCCGCACUCGACCCUGGCUGCAGCAGAACCUGAGCAGCGUGCCGUGGCGGUCCUUGGACCUUAGCACUGGUGACGUACGGGCGACGCCGCGAAACAUUCAAGUGACGAAGAUCACGACCCGCGGCUUCACCGUACAGUGGGAGACCGAUGACCUCGCGCCCAGGAAAUACAAGUUCCUGGUCUGCGUGCUCAAGAUCGACGAUCCGUCGAGCGACGAUGGCAACUGUCAGUACAGCGACAAGCACUCAGUGACGAUAGACAACCUCCAGCCGGCCAGCGAUUAUGAAGUGCGCGUGGAAACCCAGCUGCAAGACCUCGAGGCUGUUGAAGCGCAGCUGCCGUAUCGCGUGGCUACGCUGGCUGAGGAAGACGCAAAGUUGAUCUACAAGUACAUCAACACCACGACAGUACGAGUGUCGUGGAAUGGAGUCGGUCGGUACACCGUGCGACACAGGCAGAAGCUGGGACCGCUGGGCGACUGGUCUACUGUCAACACUGAUGGGAACACCGUACUCUUGACCGGCCUGGAUCCGAACUCGGAGACCUACGUGGAGGUGAUCAGCAACGAAGGCAAAGCUGGGAGUGACACUCUUACCAUCCCACCACAGAUCAAGGAUCUUGAUGCCAAGGACCUGUCCUACGUGUACACAAGCAGCGGCAUCACAGUGUCGUGGGUCGGCAGCGGCCCCAGAGUUGUCAAGUUCGCGCAGAACAUCACACAGCCACUCGAGAAGUGGCGCGUUGUCAACGUCACUGAAAACCAUGUUCAGCUUGUGGGUCUAGACCUAUCACUGCCGACAUACGUGACAGUGACAGCGCAGGGCACGGGACAGGUGCUUACUAUCCCUCCGGCCCCGGAGCAGCCCUCCAUCGCCGUAGGCGUGGGCAUCGGGUGCGCGGCGUGCGUGCUGCUGGUGCUGGCGGCGGCCGCGCUGCUGGUGUGGCGGCGGAGGAAAAUGGCCGCCUCACCUGUCAGAUCGCGACGAAGGACCAUGUCCCCUAUGGAGGGACACGAAGGAGAGAGCUCGGAAAUGAAGAAUAUUGGAGGUCGCCUGGCAAACGGCGGCGCCGCUGGAGAGCCGCUCCUCAACGGCCACGUGCACAUCACCGAGAACCCCACGUCGAAAACCCCAAACGGAAAGAUGAAGAAAGGCCGCUACGAGCCGUUCGACGUGUCGCGACACGACGCCGACACGACGCUCGAGACCGUCCUCGAGGCCGACACGUCCGCGUCCUACCUCCUCGACACCUCCCGACGCCCCGACUUCGACACCUCCAGGUCCUCCCGCGAUCUGAGCACCAACAACUCCUUCAACAAACUACCUGACGAUAAUAUGAACUCCGAAAUCACCCGGAGUUCGGAGUUUACGCUAGACAACAGCAAAAUUCAACCCACGCUUCAACCCAACGGUUGAGACCCCCCCUCUCGCCCCCACUCCCGAAUUACACAGGGAUAGGCGAUCCCUCGCAGGCCUCCGGGCCGCUAGUUACUGGAGACUGUUUAGGACGGCGCGAGGAUAGCUUGGCGUGUUUUGUUCCUAAUAGACUUUAUUUUUAACGACGUAAGGCUGAUUUUUGAUAACAAGUACGAGUACAAAGUAUAAUUUAUCGGUUCUUUCAAGCGCGGAGCCAUCCUCGCGCACUUUGUUACGCUGUAUAUAUAACUAUAGCCCGUUUUGGCGUGUAUAUAGAGUUAUUAAAUCGGCCUGAGAUUAUUUGGAAACAGCGUGGAGACAAUAAUAUGGCCGUGGCGCCCGCUAUGCGUAUGUCUAGAAAUACAGUGCCUCUGACACCGGACUUCCUGUCUAAUAGCCUAGUUUCACCGUUAGUGCAACGUAAUCGUACAAAAUAUAGACCAAAAUGAAAUCCAAACACCCAUUAUAGUACCUAAAUUCACGUGUACAUAACAUUUAAAGUAUUUAUCGAUGUUAAAUGACGGUUAUAUUGUGUUUUCUGACUUUCAUAGACAGUUCUUAGACAAAGCCUGAGAAGCUAUAAGUUACCUUCACAAUUUGCAUUCCAAUUCCAUUGAUUAUAUUAUAUACCUACCUACUGUACGCCUCAGAUUGUACACAUACAUACUACGUACCUUAUAGAUAUGCUGCUUCAACUGACAGAGAUUAAAGACAACAAAAUGACGUACGGCUAAAUACAAUGGGGUUAGAAAUUGUCAAAGGGUUUUAUAGAUGCCGCUAGCAUACGUUUAAUCUGUCUCUAGUUUUGUUUUAUGAGCUUAAACAGCUAGCAUCCGAGCCAUAAAAUAAAAAAAAGAAGGAACUAGUGACACAAUUCGUAGGAUUGACAGGUAUAUACCUAUAUACCUAUCCUGGCGCUAUUUGUAAAAUACUUUGAAUGCCAACCCCAAUGAACAUCUGUCCGUGGGACAUUGGCCUCCGAAUAUCUGUCUGUAGCGCAGCAAUUUUCCAACGCACAUAUAAAUAUAAAUAUAAUCAUGUUACACACUUAUUUUGUUUCUUCGUUACAUGCGCUUAGAUUUCAGGAUUUUGAUAUAGAACUAGAAGAUAGCCCCGUAUUUCGUAGAAGGGAAACUAUACAGAAUAUGUAGGUAAUAAGAAUUGUACACAGAAAUGACAGGGACUAACAUCCUCCGUAUUUAUUUCCGCAGUUGUUAAUAUAAUAAUAAUAACUUCGACACUGAGAUAUUUAGAAAUAUGACAGAGCCCAAAGGCGAAGGUCAUACUUUCAGUUCGCUAACGUUAAUUAUUCCCGUUAAUUAUUAUUAUAUAAGUUUAUUUAUUCUAUUUUAAUUUGUUUAGAUUUUAUUAUGCCUACUGUGUAGGUACCUACUAGCGCAUGUAACGAAGAGACCUGUUACUUUACACUAUUACAAUAAAAAGUUAUUCAAACUAGGAUACUUAAAAACCUAAGAGAAAACAAGUAGAUAGUAUAAAAAUAUAUAAAUAAUAAAUAAUUUAUUGCAACGAACUAACUGAUAUGAAAUGGUAUUAAAUUCUAGUAUACACGUUAUUGAAUUCAAAGUUAUUCCGAGUUAGACGCACGUACGCUGUUUUUCAAAGUUAUUCCGAGUUAGACGCACGUACGCUGUUUUUCAAAGUUAUUCCGAGUUAGACGCACGUACGCUGUUUUUCAAAGUUAUUCCGAGUUAGACGCACGUACGCUGUUUUUCAAAGUUAUUCCGAGUUAGACGCACGUACGCUGUUUUUCAAAGUUAUUCCGAGUUAGACGCACGUACGCUGUUUUUCAAAGUUAUUCCGAGUUAGACGCACGUACGCUGUUUUUCCCAUGUUUGCGGUAAUUUUUGUUAACUCUGUUGAAACUAAAAUGUUUUCGGUGUUCAGAAAUAUUCUUUUGACAAAUUUGCGAUUUUUUUUUUAAAAACAACGGUCACCCAAUACAUCAUGAACAUUAUCUACGUACCAUGACGCUCCGCGAUUUGCUGCGCCAUUUAGCGUUCUAGCUAAAUUGGUUGUUUAAUAAUUACGCUAUAGAAUUUCCAAUUUAGCAAGAACCCUAAAUGGCAUAAGUAACAAUCCUAGAGUCUGUGCGAAAAGAAAAGAGUCUUGGAAUAUAAUGAAAGCAAUACAUUCUACUACUCUACCCGCACAGACUACUACUAAUGAAUCGGCGCUCGCUUUAUUUUCGAAAAGAGCGUCCUCCCGUCUUAAAGGCCGGUAAUGUACUUGCAGCCUUGGUGUUGCAGUUGUCCAUGGCUGACGGUAAUUGCUUACCAUCAAGUAAUUCGUCUGUGCGUGUGCUUCUUACAUGUCAUUGCAGAUGCAGUUCAUAAUUGUAUUCCAUCGUAUUUUCUCGGAAACGUUCGUAUUUCUCAUGCUAUUUCAGUCAAUCUCAUUACUUUUUGUACCGAGACUGACUGAAAUGGCAAGACACGUUCGUACGUUUCCGUGAAAAUACGAUGGAAAAUAAUUAUGCCCUACAUCUGUAUAAUGCUCAGUCAAAACUGUGUUUAAUUGUUUAGUCAACCAUGUAUUAGAAUAUUUCUGAACACCUGGCUGCUCGACGACGAAGUUCAUUGUUUAUUCCAUAUCACAAUUAUAUCUACCUCAUUUUCUUCGUUAUAAGAUUAUUUUAAAAUUUAUACGUAAUAUUAAAUUAAGUUUACUGUAAUUACCCAUCGACCCCGUAGAUAUGCCGAAAGGUAUUUACUGGUUAGCUAGUUUAUUUAUUUAUUAAUAAUAGUAAGUUUUGCUAAUGAUUUUUCUAACAAGCUAUUUUUUUUACCAUAAUUACAAUAUAAUGCCUUUAAAGUUUAUUUGAAACACAAAAAAUAGUUACUACCAAUUUGGCUUAUGAGAUUUUUUGGCAAUUAAUUAUUAAAACUAGUUUGGCGGUCUAUUAAAAUUACAUAGGUAUAUGUAUGUAUUUCUUGUAUUAAGUGGUUUUGGUACGAAAUUUAUUAUUAAACGCCUAUUGAGUUUGCUUUUCUAAUUAUAUGUAUUCAAGUUUAUUAUAAGAAAAAAUAAUUAAACAGGUCUAUAGUUAUUGAUUUAUGUUGCAUAGACAACGUAUCAAUAGUAUGACUACAUGGUUUAGUAAAAGCACCUAGGUACAAUUUAUAUUAAUUGUAAAAAAUAAGCUGUUUGUGUUUUCUAAAGUAUAAUUUAUUUAGUAAUAAAUGACAAACAGCUUUUUGGAGACAAAGUGGUACAAAGCAGAUGAGGAUAUUAAAAUAAAUAGUAUUAACCGCCUCCGUGUUAUUUUGUCAUUUUACGUAUGUGGAAGAACUUUCAGCAAUAAUAAAAUUUAACAUACAAAUAAGACACUGACUUUUUAAAGCACAAACAGCUAUGUAAAUAUAUUUAAAAUGAAGUAUAAAACUCAGUUUAAAUUAAAAAAAAAACGCCGACUAUGUACCUGAAAUUUCAAUUACUCUAAGUUAACUAGGCUUAGGCGUAGUGUUAGGUCUUUUAAAAAUCUAGGAUUUUAUCUUCGACGCUAGGUUUUUUAACAGGGUCUAAAUUUAAAUUCUGGAAAAGGCUCGACGGGUAAGCUGGGAUUUUGGAUAUAGUAUUGAUUUUGCGUGCAAGAAUUCUGCUGUUGUCUUUAUGUUUAACAUUUUACUUGUGUGUUAACUCCAUCUUGUACAAUUUGUCUGUAAUAUGACACAACAUAUUGACGUUGAUAAUAGAAAACUUUACCUACACUUCGCAGGAACCCUGAUGGACUCUGCAUAAACUUGAUCUACCAACCAACAUUACGGAAAAAAACAUCCCAUAAUGUUGUCCCAUUCCGUAAUGUUGGUUAUUUAUUAACCAACAUUACGGAAAAAAAUAUCUGUAUUGAUAUUUUAUGCUUAAUAUUUAGCAUAAUAAUAUGUUUUUUUUUUCUAGUGCUAUCAGGAAAUUUGCGAAGUAUGACUUUAGUAUGAGUUAUGUUCGGCCAAAUUUAGCAACAAGUCAGCUACAUUGUAUGACGAUCUGUUAAACAUAUCUUUUUAGUCUCAGAUGCUACCGAACUAGUACUAAAUAAGUGGAGCUAAAAACAUGAAUGCUUUCAAACAGAUUGAGCGCUAUACCUUACUUUUACGAAAUAAUUUGUAAAAUAGAGUUUUAGUGAUACGUUUUAAGCUAAUAUACAUUUUGUAGCUAUUACGCAAGUUCACUCGAGGUUGUGUUACAUAUUUAUUUCUGACCAUUUUAUUUGUUUUUAAUAUUUAUGAACUUAUCACUGUUAAGUUUUUAUUUGUAUUAUUAUCAACCAGGAACCAAAAUGAAUUUCUUAUCGUAUUACGGCUACCUGAGUACUGUACAACGUUUUUAGUAUUCCCAUAGUUUAAGAUAUACCUACUUUUACAUUUUCAUUUAAUGAAUAGGACAGCUAAUACUAGUAGUUGAAAUAGAUCUAUAGUCAGAGCAAAAUAUUAAUACAAGGCAGUAGUGGGCCAUCAUUUCAAGUUGUACACUACACUUUUUUAUUUAGACUUUUUUAUGUUUUUUCUACUCACAUUCACGAGCUCAUUCGAUUCUAAUAGGAGAAAAAAGUGUUCCAAGACUUUUAUUUCCACUCCGUUACUAAUUUUCAUAAUCUUUGUAUGGCGGUAACGGAAUGAAAGAAACGAAACACGGUUUCCAAAAAAAUUUUUGGGUCUUUUUUUUCUCCUAUUAGGAUCUAAAGAACUCAUGAUUCUGAGCGUAAAUAACAUUAAAAAAAUCCUAUAUUUGAAAAAAGAGAUAGUGUACAACCUUGAAAAAUCUUACCCUAGUAUUCUCUCUCACAACUUUAUAUUUUAUAUAUUUAUUUCAAGUGAAGAAUGCCUUAAAAAUCGAAUAAAAUUGUAUUAACUUACUUUUACUACUCUGUCUUGUUUUAUAAAUUUCUUGUUUACUUUUACUACCAGUAGUUUAGUCGUUUAAGGUAUUUAAGUAAUAUCUGUAAUAUUUACGAUACAAAUAGCAAUUAGUAGGUAUUCAUCAGGUUAAUAUCUUGACUAGUAUACUUUCAUGGGUAUAACAAUCAUAUAGAUAACACAAGUUGUAUCUUAGAAACUAGGCCGUCAUAAGUUUUAUGUUUUUAUUUUUUAUGUCAAUUUGUGCGCAUAAUUGCACUUGCCUUAAAUGCACUAAGUAUUCAUUUGUAAACCUACCACUGAUACCUAAAAAUUAAUUUUGCGCCGUUGGGUGAAGGAUAUAGGUAUUUUAUAUGCUUAAUUUGGCGAUUUGACUAAACCAUGAAAGUAUACUAAAAAUAAAUAUUUCACAUAUAAAAAUGUUAUAUUUCAUUCUCUUUUAAGAAAUUCAAAACACACUUUUUUAAUUUCUGAAACUGAUUAUUUUGACCAUCGGCUUGUCCGUCCUUUCGAAAGUAAUAUAAAAUUAAGCCUGAAUUUGUGCCUCUGAUUAUUCUGCAUAUUUUUUAACGUAAAUAGUAAAGUAUUUUACACUUUUAUACAAUUUUUAACCAUCAUAACUAAAACGGGUAUUUAUUUUACAAACCAUUCCAUGUAAUCUACCAUUUGAUUUGUUCAAAGUAGGUCGAUAUCGGUAGAUGGCGUUGUUAACAAUUAUUGUGACUAUUUAAGGUGAUUAUUCUACAAUUUGAUUUUGUAUGUUUUUGGAUACAUGCACAAAAGGUUACAAGUUACAAACCAUAAAAACUGUUAAUACGAUUUGAACUCUGUCAAAAAAACAAAAGUCAUUAAUUUAAAUGACAAACUUAAGAGGAUGGAUCCUUUUCCACAAAUUUAGUUCUAAUAUAGUCUAAAAACAUGUUAAACAGUCGUAGUUAUUCUACCAAUUAAGGCCUACGAUAAGUACACUAUUUUAUCCUACAUUCCAUUAUCUGCAAUAGUUUCACCAUGCAUAUUAAUUUAUUGUAAAUACAAUAAUUUAUUAUUUUGUUAACAGUUUAUGUUUGCCUUCAUAUAUUUUAAAUAACCGCAGAGCAAUAUUGUAGAGAUACUAAAGUAUCUUGCGCGUACAAUUAGGUUAGUAUGAAUUUUGAUGUUAACUGUUCUGGAGUUAAACUGGCACUUUAAAUAUUUUGGUUACGGCUUGGCUUUGUAAUCGUAACAGGCACAGGGAUAUUGUUUUUUCUUAACCAGUGCAUAAAACUGAACCACCAAUUACGCUAUGUCUGCAGCGACUUAGCAGUGGCAAAGUUUGGCCGUACCAUAUUUGACGUGACGCACGAGUUAGCGUAGACGUACCUAAUUUACUAUAAGAUUAAUUUUAUUUAAAGUACCUACACUUUAUAUUUUUUUAAGAUUUAGAUUUUUUUGUGUUAUUUUUACUUGGAAUCACGAGCUUCUUUGUUCCUAACAGAUGAAUGAAUUCCAAAAAUGUCAUACGUUCGCGUUCCUUCCAUUACGAAACCGUCAUAAUAAAGUGUAUAAAAAUUGGUCACGAAAUGGAAAUAAAAAUCUUGGGACACUCUUUUUUCCUAUCAGGAUUAGUAGAAAUAAAAUAUAAAAAUCCAAAUAAAAAAGUGAAGUGUACAACUUUAAAUAAACUGACUUAUUUUGGGUGCAGACUUAGCGUAGACAGCAUCUAGUAUUAGUAAAACCUUUAUUAGUACAUAUUUGACAGAUUGAUGCUUUUCCCGAGUCGUUACCACGUAAAACGUUAGCGUAAAGCCUUCGAGCGAUAUUUUUGCACGACGCAUCGAACACGACUCGUGUUUCGGUGAACAUGUACUUAGACUACAGCGUCCAUUAUAUUAUAACGUUAGGCGCGGAAACUGUAUGGCGUUUUCAAUUUGAUAUUUGAGCUGUAAAGGUCGACUUAUAUUUACAGACAUUUAGCGUGCCAGAUACUAGUCGUGGCAGGCGAAAUAAAAUUCUUGUAUACACUGUCUAUUAACUUAUUCAGAAUCAUAUCUAUCGUUACACGGCCGUGCAGACGCCGACAGAUAAAUGUAUAGCACAACAUUCAAUGUUUGUAAAUAUAAAUGGACCCUAAAUCCUAUUUUACUUUGUUUUAUUAGGCUUGGAAACGGAGUUGUUGAUGGUUUUGCAAUGGUUUAUUUUUGAUUAGUAAAUAUUAUUUUCCAUUUAUUUUAAGCUUUGUUUAAGUAAAAUUGAAAUUCAGUCUUCAAGUUACCGUCUUUAUAUUAUUUUCAGUUGUAUCAUGCCUUUGCAAAUAAUUAUUAAGAUUUGUAAUUUUGGUCAACAAUAAAUUAUUGCAUUACCCUUAACCAGGAGUGGGUAAUAUAAAUUGUUGUGUAAAUUAAGAAAUAAUUAUACAGUAUAACGAAGUGGUGGCUCAACUGUAAGUUUAGGUAACUCGCCUGUAAAGUUUAUUUUGAUUUGAAAUUUUAUACAGAAGUUACCCCUUGAUAUUACUAAAAUAGUCGCCAACGAUGUUAAAACUGACUAUUACAGUACCACUUUAUUUAACCACUUUGAAAUCGUUUAUAAAGUAAAAUAAAAUUAUAUAAUGAUAAACAGUACCUACUAAUUAAAUAAUUUUGUUAAAUAACGUAAUGUUAAGCUUGUUUCCAGAACCAGGACUGUUGAACUACUAAACGUCUAAAGUAACGAAAAUGUUAUAUGGCAUUGAUGUUAUAAAUAAUGUAUGUUGCAAUAUUCAUCUCGAACUAAUGUAAGGGAACUGUGUUGGGGGCUCCGGGAAUCUAAAAUAAAACAACUAAAAAUCAUGCUAACAUUAAUAAAAGAAUGUCCACUUGACCGUCCGACGAUAGCAUAGUAUCCGAAACCAAUAUGCUCUUAACCGUCCGCGGGAACCUUACUAUCCAAAGGGGUGGAAGAAAGAUUUGAUUUCAGAGCUAUCUAACGGAAUAUUUCGGCAUUAUUUACUGAUUCUCUUGAUGCCAGAUGACAGAAAGUUGUGAAUGCGCAGCGCGGGGCGUGCGUCGCUAAAAAAACCCGGACGGUUGACAGGAAAACAGUCUCGCGGGCCGGACGGUCUAGUGGCUAAAAAGAUAUGCGAUAUAUGAUAAUCGAUUCUCAAAAAACUUGGCCGUGUUAGAGCCAUCGUGCCCUACACCUAAUACGUUUGAUAUAAAUUACCUAUAUUGAUAUACAGGGUCUCCCACGGCUAUGCCUUUCUUUUCUCGUGCGGCGGGUUCGAUUCCCGGUUCAACCAUGUAAUUAUUUAAAAAUCUAUGAAUGCAGUUUAAAUUGUUUUUUAAAUUAAAAUAAUGUCUUCUUUCAGUAAAAUGUUCCAUCCACAAUAUUUAGGGUACUUUCCCUCCAUGUGGCAUAGCCGUGGGACGCCCUGUAUAAGAUUUUUUUGUCUCGUUAUUUCUUGCAUUUAUUUUUUUGUAAGUAUAUUUGACAAAUGCAAAUGGUAAUAAAGGUUCAAUUUUCGCGUUUUAAACCUGUUGUUUUGAAAGCUAGUGGCCGUUAUAGACUUCAAUAAGUACCUAAAUUUCAAUAUUAUCCAACAUAGGCAAUACAUAUAGAUCCCUGCGUCCCACAAUACAAAAGUUAGUAUUGUAAAUUAAAAUUAUAAUUAAAUCUACCUCAACCAAAUUACCCUUUAAUGUUGUUUGUAAGUGUUCUUUUGAGUCUUAUUACUAAUGAAUUGUAGUGUUUUUCACAUGGCUCGUUUCAUUAUAAUGAUAUUAUUUCCUACCUUUUGAUACGGUAACUAUUGUUACCGAAGUAUUGAAUGGUUGACGGAGUGUUACAGCGUAUUGUCAUGAUUGAAGCGAUAUUAAAUUUUAAAUAAAUAAA